AGUGACAGUGUAACAGGGUGUUCUACACUUCACACUGUAGAAAGAAAAUAAACACAACUGACAUACUUACGCGGACUAGUUUAAUUCUUGUUAUGAUUUGUAUUACGCGUUUUUUAUGGAGAAGAAGGAAUUGUUCACUGGCGAUAGGAUUGUGUGGCGCUUGCGUAAUAUUCUCUUAAUUGGACGGAAGGGUGCCCGCAUUUGACGAGAAUGUCGAAUUAUCAAUUACACUUGAAUGAAACCAGUGUAUCCAUUCCCAGGAUUAUCACCGUUGAUGGUGUUAAUUACUACGAAAUACUUGUGAAAUGCGGUCACGUAAUGUGGAGCGUCAACCGAAGGUACAGAGAUUUUGAUGAUCUUCACAAUAAACUGGUCCAAGAGAGGAGUGUUGCGAAGGACAAACUUCCCCCGAAGAAGGUUAUUGGAAAUAAAAAUCCAACUUUUCUCAAAACACGCCAGGAAGCGUUGGAACAGUACCUCAAAGAGAUGUGUAUAUUCCUGAAGGUAACAAUGCCGAAGGAGUUUGUCGAAUUUCUGGAGUUCCAUCGGUACGACAUCAUAUUCAUGGUGCAGAGCUUGGCCAGUUCUUUCUUCUUGCGCGGAGAAUCUUUUUUAGCUAAAUCGAAAAAGUAUGGAUUUUCCGUUCUAGAACUGCACGCAAUAAGCGAACGACUUAAAAUUCCAUGUCCUCCCACCGAGCUUUCCGAUGGCAGUCUAAAUUUUUCCCACAUUCUGGACUUUUGCUCUCAGUUGGAAACAUUGAUUGUACUGCCCACGAAGAAUAGUCUCCCAACGAUUCUCUACGAUGACGAUUCCGAUCGGUACGUUUCUCAAUCGCUUCAUAAACCGAUUGGUAGCAGCAAUUUGAUACCGUCGCAGCUGCGAUAUGAGCUCAGUGUAUUCAAAGGGUUGAACAAUCUGAUUAUCUAUGGUGUCUCGACGGAGAAUGUCGAGAAUGUUGGAAACCUCCGUGAAGGAUUGGUUAGGAUCGAGAUCUACAAAAGUAACAUCAAGCAUGUACGGCAAAUCACACUCUGUGAUGAUAUCCAUAGAAAUAAUACAGAAGAACUGGACUGGACCAAGAAAUGGAAGAAUCUCAAAUACGCUGUCUUCAAAAAUAAUCGACUCUCGGACAUCGAUCAUACUAUUCGCCUAUUACCCAACCUGAAAGACCUUGUGCUCGACAAGAAUCAGAUUGCAAGCAUCGCCCAUCUGAACCAUCUCAACAAUUUACAAACCCUGAGUCUCCGCUGCAACCGAAUAACCGAAUGCCACGAUUGGCAUUUACAGCUGGGAAAUUUGGUUAGCCUCAAUUUGUCCCAAAAUCGAAUCCGGGUGUUGGAGGGACUCUCCAAAUUGUAUUCCCUUGUGAAUUUGGAUCUCAGCUGUAAUCAGAUAGAUGAUAUAAACGAGAUAGAUCACCUAGGAAAUUUGCCGCUAUUGGAAAACCUACGCCUUAUGGGAAAUCCAGUUGCAGGGAGUGUUGAUUACAGAGCUCGUGUCUUAUCGCGUUUCGGAGAACGUCUGCAGGAAAUUUAUCUGGAUAGUGAGAAGGGAAACCAGGCGGAAUAUGACACAGCUCUGGUGCUUUCAGCGUUACGGAUAUCGGCUCGAAAUUCACAGAAAAAAUUACACAGUCUUCUCGAUACGGCUAAUGUGGAUGAAAAUUUGCCCGGAAGUAGCGGCAGCAAUGGAAGCAGAUAACAUUAGUCGUGUUUUUGGUUGAUUCGUGUGUACAUCCAGUUUUAAUUUUAAUUUUUUGUCCUGUAUAACGUAUACAUGAAAUGUUUCGUAUUUUAUUAUAUAACAGCAUAAUAGUGCAAUUCUGAUGAGUCGUAACGAAAUUUUAAUUGCUAUUUACAUCAUUGUUUCUUUCUUGUUUGUUCAUUUAAUGAAUGUUUAAUGUACCGAAUUCUCCGAAUAAAAUACAUAAAUAGUAAACAGUGA
This is a messenger RNA of Toxorhynchites rutilus septentrionalis, 1947 nucleotides long. Its product is annotated as nischarin. The record is from RefSeq and is a predicted model, not a curated record. Gene Ontology annotation, molecular function: integrin binding; phosphatidylinositol binding; protein kinase binding. Lineage: Eukaryota; Metazoa; Arthropoda; Insecta; Diptera; Culicidae. The transcript has 5 exons. Bases 211 to 1704 code for a protein of 497 amino acids. Gene Ontology annotation, cellular component: cytoplasm.